AUGACGUCUCAAGGUGGUGUACAGAUCAAGAUUAUCGAAGCACGUGGCAUUCUAGCAGCUACUAGCAGUGGUACAAGUGAUUCAUAUAUUACAGUGAUGCUCUUGGAUUCAAAGGGUAUGGAAUUAGAGGCUGGUGGGAGGUUGAAAACGAAAAGUAUCAAGAAAACACUCACGCCACAGUGGAAUGAGACGUUUGUGAUUGGCGAUCGACUGGAUUUACGUGUUGCUACGACGCUACGGCUACUAUUGAGUGAUUCUGAUGGUGCUUUCUAUAGUGACAAUGUAUUGGGUGUUGUUGACAUUCCUGUGGCGAUCUUACUGGGACUACACGAGCCAUUGGAUAAUUGGUUUCAGUUAACGAAACAUACCAAGAUGAAAAAGGAUUCAAAAGGUGAAUUACAUCUUGUACUUGAACGACUCGUGUCAGAGGAAAUGGUCAGUGGUGGUAGAGGUACAGGUGUCAAUAUUGACACGACAUUUGAGACGAAACAGUCGGUAGGGUCCAUGAAGAGCAACGAGCCUCCAAACUUACUCUACGUGACAUUGAAAUCAGGCAAAAAUCUACUUGGAAUGGAUAAUAAUGGCACUACAAGUGAUCCCAUGGUGAUUUUUACUUUUGAUGGACAGAAACAUGAGUCAAUGAAGAAGGAGAAAACGCUACGACCGCAAUGGAAUGAAAAGUUUGCAUUUUUUGCGCCAAAUAUAAAGAAAAAUCUUGCAGUGUUGGUGGAAGAUUAUGAUAUCACCAUUAAUGACUUUAUGGGUAAAGCAGAAAUUUCGCUAAAGGAUUUGAUUCCGAAUGUGGAGAAGAAUGUGACGGUAGAACUUGGUGGUAAGAGAGGCAAAAAGGACAAGUUACAACGUGGUGUUAUUCUGCUCACGCUAUUGUGGACAUACGCACCUGAUGCGCACGAUAUUGCAGUGAAGAAGAAAAAGUCGUCGUUUUUGCCGACGUUUGGUGUUCCGGAUAAAGACUACGACUCGAGUGACGACGAUGGCGUCGAGAUUGACGACAGUACCGCUAACAAGAAGUCGGAAGACGAGCUGAAGAAGGAGAGACAAGAGAAGGCAGAAAAACAGGCGGCGUUAAUGAGCGAGCUUAGCAGCUUUGAAAUCAAGUCUGGUGACUACAAUGUGCAGGUGCACGUUAUUGAAGCACGUGACCUAGUGCCGAAGGAUUCUACCGGUACCUCAGACCCAGUCGUGUAUGUUGAAGCAUUUGGCGAGAAACAGCAAACUGCUGUAAAAAAACAGGUGCUGAGCUGUUUUUGGGACGACCUGUUGAUCUUUUCGUUCCGUAACUUGGACAAGUCCGAAGUGGAAAUGGGAUACAUCCGUUUAAGCGUCAUGGAUGCUAAUACACUCCAACGUGCAGAACUGAUUGGUGGAGCACAGUUUGACGUGUCGUACAUUUACUCCCAGGCGAAUCAUCAACUAGCAAAUGUCUGGAUCGGUCUUACAGACAUUUCGAACACGACAAACCAAGGUAUUCAAGGAUACCUGCGAGCGUCAAUUUCAAUCAUUGGGCCAGGGGAUAAACUCGUUCCGCCUCCCUCGCCGUUCGGCGAAGGUGCGAUAACUGACAUGAACAAUGUCAUUAUGCCGCCAAGCGUGACGCAGCAGGUUUAUUUUGUAGGAGCAACUAUUCACGUGGCUGAGCACUUACCGCCCAUGGAUGUAGCUGUUGUCGGUAGAGGUGGUCUAGAUGCGUACAUUAAGGGAUCCAUUGCUGGUGGGGACGCAAUUCGAACUCGUGUGCGCACCAAGAAAGGUCGGCGUGACGAGCUUUGCCCGAGCUUCAACGAGGAACUGAUGCUGGUUAUUCGUGAGCCAUCCAUGGCUGAUUCUAUUCAGCUUGGUGUCUUUGAUUGGGAUCAAGUGGGAUCUGACGAGUUGGUGGGAUAUGUGUACCAGAGCGUAAAACUCGUGAAGGCAAUGGGUGGUAGAAUUCGACCCUUUUGGGCCAACAUUUAUGGAGCACCUCUGCGUUUGAAGUCAGUGGGCGUUCGAGAUUCCAUGAAAAAGCAGAUGAACAUGUAUCCCGAUAUUGCCAGCACGUACCGCGGUCGUCUUCUUAUCAGUAUGCGCAUUUUAACAAACGACGACAACCAGUUUGAUGAAACCAAUCAGAAGCGUAACACAAAGCGUCUUCCGCGGAACUUGUACCCUCGAGAGCGUAUUUAUCGUAUGCGAGCUCACUUUGUGUGGGGCAGUGAGAUUCCAUCAUUUUUGAGCUCUAAACGUCCUGGUCAAAAGUCAAAGAUGCAGCUAGUGAUGGCGUGUGGUCUAAACGAAAUUGCAUCUUCUCGAAACCGGAAUGUAAACGGCGUAGUCGAGUGGAAUGAUAUGGAAGAGAGUGAGAAGAUGUUGCUCCCUGAAGACCUAUCUCAAGUACCGGAUAUUUUCUUGUAUCUGUGCAAAGGAGAAGGUGAUACCCGAAAGGCUGUGUGCUUUCGCCGCUUCACUGCGAAAGAGCUUUUGGAGGACCGUGGUGGGUUCAACAGCGACGUAGAAUGGAUUUUAAUGAAGGAAGACCAAGCAAUUGAUGCACUAGAAGAUGAAACGUUCCCAGGUAACGUGUUGGUUCGCAUGGGCUUUGGAACAGAGGAAAUGGCGAUAAAGACGUCGUGGGAUCGCUCGGACCUGGACAUAGUGAACAAACGGGUCCCGUACCAGCUUCGCGUUCAUAUUUACCAGGGUCGCCGUCUUCCACCAGCCGAUUCAAACGGAUUAUUGGAUCCGUUCCUUAUUAUCCGGUGCACGGGUGAAAAAGAGAAAAUGACUUCGAAAAAGAGAAAGACCAGGGACCCUCUAUGGUACGAAACCAUUUAUUUUGAUGUGAAUUUGCCGGGGCUGAAGUAUGCGCCUCAAGUGAUGCUGCGCGUUAUGGAUUACGACGACUUUGACAGCAAUGAUUUUGUUGGCCUGGUUGCGCUCAACCUCUUAGAGGCACAUAUUCGCACGUCGGAGCAGCUGUCGAGCGGGAGCGGGUCAACAUUACCGGACCCCAAGUGGCAUUCAAUCAUGUUCCAGGAGCCUGGCGAUUGCGAAGGCGAGAUUCUAGCAUCUUUAGAGCUUGUUCGCAAACAGUUUCCUGAUGAAAAGGUGCCUCGAGCGCUUCCGAUCUUGCCGAGGAAUCGCAAGGCAUUUUUGGAAAUUACCGUGCUUGGUCUUCGCAACAUGGAGCCGUAUCACUUUUUGCCCAUCCAGCUUCCGUUUAUCGAAUUCGUGCUCGGUGGCAAGGAACACGCGUCUCAGGAAAUGAUCACUGAAAAGUCGAAGCGACCGUCUGGAAGUAACCCAAACUUCCUGCAACGCAUUAUAAAAGAGGUUGAUCUACCUGAAAAUGCGCAUUUUGCGCCUCGACUGAACAUCAUCGUGAAAGACACGCGUCUCGGAGGUUUCCAGACGCCAAUAAUCGGCUCUGCUUCCAUUGAAAUGAGCUCAAAGAUUCCGUGGUCAAAGCACUACCGUCCGCCUCAAAAUGACACGCUUGCUGAGAUUGAGCUGGAAUCUGCAGAUGAGUGGGAAGAUGAUGCGCCUUUGCUCGGAAAAGUAGCUAGGGGUAAUGACUUUGCGUCGUUGGAAUCGAUUGAUAAUGGAGCUGGUGUAUUUGGGGCGCUAAAGAGUAUGGGUAUUGAACUUGACCCCAAUGGAACCUUUGACCGCGCUUCGUCUCGCCGAUCGACACUAGGGGGUGAGGAAGAUGACUUGGAGUCAAAGAAAUAUCUCAAGCACCGUGAGCUACUGGAUGGCGAACUGGAGUCGGAGUUAAAAACGACACCUUUUGAAAAGUAUGGCUUGCACAUUGGUCAAAAGAAGAAAAAGUCGUCUCUCCUGACAGCCAUAAAUCCGUUUGCGAAGAAGUCGCGGGGACUUGGAAACGACGUUGGUAUGUACAAGAUGGCUGGGUAUUUCAAGGGUUUAAUCCGUGUCAUUGAACGUGAGGACGAGAAGCCGUUGUUUGACUUUAACACGUUGCUUCAGACACUGCCGUAUGAAGUCCGCGUGUAUGUCUUAGACGGAGUUGGUUUUGCGCCGAUGGAUCUUGGUUUGAAUGGCCGUCCAGGCAAAUCUGAUCCUUAUCUGCGCUUGACACUUGGUAACAAGAAGCUCAGUGAUCGUAAGAACUAUAUCAAAGACACAACCGAACCCGAUUUUUACAAGAUGUUCAUACUUAAUUCGACGUUCCCAGGUGCGAGUAUUCUAACAAUUGAAGCUAUGGACCAUGACCUGAUUGGAGGUGAUGAUUUGAUUGGUAAGACCACGAUUGACCUUGAGGAUCGUCUGUUUGAUAAAAGAUGGCAAGCGAUGGGAAAAAUGUACGAAACUUCGUCUCGACUGCGGUUGAAGCCGCUAGAGACCCGAACUAUGAACAUUCCAACGUCUCGAGCUCCGAUGGGCACGAUUAAGCUAUGGAUCGACAUUUUAAGUCCGGCUCAAGCUCACGACUAUCCUCCUAUCGAUAUUUCUCUGCCUCCACCAGUCGACAUGGAGCUACGCGUGGUGGUAUGGAAGGCACGUAAUGUUCCUUCGUUCGAUUCAAUGGAAGACAUGAAUGAUUUGUUUUUUCGCUGUUGGAUGGAAGGGUCUAAGUACCAAGAAACUGAUAUCCAUUGGCGUGCUAAGAAGGGCAAGGGCUCGUUCAAUUGGCGCAUGAAGUUUCCUAUCACUCUUGGUCACAAACAAACCAACACGAAGAUACCGUAUUUCCACAUCCAAGGCUGGGAUAAGGACGUGCUCUCUGCGAACGAUGCGAUUGGCGAGCACACAUUAGAUCUUGGACCUUCGUUUCGCCAAGCUUACAAACUCAAGUCGAAUGUCCAGGUCUACGAAGAUGAUGAAGAGACGAAGAAGAAGAAAAAUAAGGCGCUUUCUGACGAUGAUGCUGCGGUUAAGAAGAUUAGAGAGGCUACUGGUCUUUGGGACGAUGAUGAUCCACCAGAUUCGAAAUGGCUGAAGCUGGAAAGCCUUGAUCACAAGACUAACACACGCAACUUUAUGGGUGAGGUGUGUGUCUCGCUCGAGUUGGUUCCUGCGGAGACUGCGAAAAAGAAUCCUGUGGGUCAGGGUCGUUCGUCACCAAACAACUCGCCCUACUUACCUCCUCCUGCCGGACGUCUUUCGUUCUCACUCAACCCGUUCAAAGUACUCAACGAUCUGCUGGGGCCGUCGAUCUGCAAUCGGCUCAUGUGCUGCUUCUGCUGCAUCCUUUUCAUGGUGCUAGUCUACUUCUUGGCACCGUUUAUCAAUGUGGCAAUUAUUACGCUAAAAAAGUAA
Peronospora belbahrii is the source of this 5280-nucleotide messenger RNA. NCBI's taxonomy places the organism in Eukaryota, Oomycota, Peronosporomycetes, Peronosporales, Peronosporaceae. The record is from the annotation of a GenBank genome assembly.